AUGCUUUGGGAAAAUAAAACCAUUGUGAUGGAAUUUAUUCUUCUUGGAUUGACCAAUGAUCCUGUGUUUCAAAUUAUUCUUUUUGUAUUUUUCCUGAAUGCAUACAUAAUUAUUUUAUGUGGAAACUCUCUCAUCAUUUUAUUAACCAUGAGAGACAGCAGCCUCCAGACUCCAAUGUAUUUUUUCCUCACCAACCUUUCUUUCGUGGACAUUUUCUAUUCAACAUCAACCAUCCCCAGAUUGCUAAAAGAUUUACUGUCAAUCAAUAAAAUUAUUUCUUUCUCUGAAUGUGCAGCUCAAAUGUAUAUUUCACUUUCUUUGGGAGAAUGUGAGUGUGUUUUACUUGCUAUAAUGGCUUAUGAUCGGUAUGUAGCUAUAUGUUAUCCUUUACAUUAUACCACUAUUAUCAACAGGUCUGUUUGUAUCAGAAUAGCUACUGGUACAUGGUUAUGUGGAUUUAUUCUGUCUAUUUCCCAUGUUUCACUUACACUGAAUGUAGAUCGUUGUGGACAUAAUGAAAUAAACCACUUUUCAUGUGAAGUCCCAGAAAUCCUAUCACUUGGUUGUGGAAAUAUAUUAAUUGCUGAAUUUAUUAUCUUUGUUGUUGGUGUGAUUUUGCUAUUGACACCUGUCACUUUUAUUAUAAUUUCCUAUGUUAAAAUUAUCAUGACAAUCUUACAAAUUGCUUCUUCUGCGGGACGACGAAAAGCCUUCUCUACCUGUGGAUCUCACAUGUUGGUUGUGACAAUGUUUUAUGGGUCAGCUAUGGCUGCUUACAUGAAACCUAGGUCAAGUUCUAUCCCAGGAACAGACAAAAUGAUUGCAGUUUUUUAUAUUAUUGUUACACCAAUGUUUAACCCUUUGAUUUAUACAUUCAGGAAUAAAACUGUUAAAACAGCCAUAAAAAAGAUAAAAAUCAAAAGGAUACUCUAA
This is a messenger RNA of Pelobates fuscus (common spadefoot toad), 933 nucleotides long. RefSeq names its product olfactory receptor 2K2-like. Gene Ontology annotation, cellular component: plasma membrane. Gene Ontology annotation, biological process: detection of chemical stimulus involved in sensory perception of smell; G protein-coupled receptor signaling pathway. The record is from RefSeq and is a predicted model, not a curated record. Bases 1 to 933 code for a protein of 310 amino acids. The transcript has a single exon. Gene Ontology annotation, molecular function: olfactory receptor activity; G protein-coupled receptor activity. NCBI's taxonomy places the organism in Eukaryota, Metazoa, Chordata, Amphibia, Anura, Pelobatidae.